Molecule: messenger RNA, 3582 nt
Organism: Gadus morhua (Atlantic cod)
Lineage: Eukaryota; Metazoa; Chordata; Actinopteri; Gadiformes; Gadidae
Gene: snta1
Product: syntrophin, alpha 1
Exons: 8
Coding region: 114-1577 (487 amino acids)
Cellular component (GO): neuromuscular junction; intracellular anatomical structure; sarcolemma
Molecular function (GO): protein binding; structural molecule activity
Source: RefSeq, a predicted model, not a curated record
GAGAGAGAGAGGGUGGGGUGUAUGCACCCACCCCCCUUCCUACCAUCUCCCCCACCCCUAUCUCUUUACAGGACUGCCAACCCGUCUAGAGUUAUUCCAGGAAUGCGUUGAACAUGGCUGCCGCGAUGAAAGCACAGAAAACGGGACUGUUGGAACUUCGAGUUACCGUGGACCGCUGGAUCCGGGUGUUGGCCACGCUGAGCGACGAUACUUUAACCAUAAGCCCCGGGGAGGUGAACGAAGACUCGGUGAAACCCAACCAGACUCCCGUCGGUGCCGUGAACGGUGACCCCCCGAACCUCAGCUUGUCCCCAGUACCAGAUACAAUCACUAACGUGAAACGCACCGUGCGGGUCACCAAACAAGAUGUUGGAGGACUUGGGAUCAGUAUCAAAGGGGGCAAAGAGAACAAGAUGCCAAUCCUCAUCUCAAAGAUCUUCAAGGGUCUGGCGGCCGACCAGACGGAGGCCCUGUAUGUCGGCGACGCCAUCCUGUCCGUCAACGGCUAUGACCUGAGGGAGGCCACGCACGACGAGGCCGUGCAGGCCCUGAAGAAAACUGGCAAGGAGGUCAUCCUCGAAGUGAAGUACAUCAAAGAGAUGUCGGCCUUCUUUAAGAACGCGGGGUCCCCAGGGGCCCCUCUCCCGUGGGACUCUCCUCCCUCAACGCCUCAGAGGGGAGCUGACACCCCUCCCGCAGCGCUGAGGGAACCCUGCACUAUCCCACUCAAGAUGUGCCAAGUUACACGGAAACAGUGCCCCCCAGACACCGAAAAUAGGUAUUUUGAGGUAAUCUCAGCCAGCAGAAAGAACUCGGUGUUCCUGAGAGCCAAAGACCCGGCCAUGGCCCAGUCCUGGUACAACGGGAUCCAGGCGGGCUCUGCAAACCUGCUGCCCCAGGUCAAGGAGGACAUGAAGGACAUGCAGAGCUCCCUGGAGGUCAAGCAUGUGGGCUGGAUCACAGAGCAGGUCAGCCAGGGUCCAGAGAAGCCGGUGCUUGCGGUUUUGACUGAUAGAGAUCUGCUCCUCUACCCCUCCCUGCCAGACAGCAAAGAGUCCCUCAACAACCCCACCAAGAGCCAUCCACUCAUCACUACACGACUGGUCCACUCGGGACCAGGGAAGACCUCCCCUCUGCUGGAGUCGGAGCUGUCGUUCGGCCUGCGCACGGGCACCAAGCAGGGGGUGGAGACCCACGUGUUCCGGGUGGACUCCACCCGGGACCUCUCCACCUGGACCCACCUGCUGGUGGAGGGCUGCCACAACGCCGCAGAGCUAGUCCAGGAGGUCACCACAGCCUGCAGCUGGAACGGGAAAGAGUGCACCCUGGGAGUCCACAUCGACGAGGGCUUCACGCUGUUCACCGAGGACAUGGGCGUGAGGAAGAGCGUCCUGCUACAGCAGCCCUUCGAGCGCCUGCGGAUGUCCUCCGACGACGGCGUGCGCAUGAUCUUCCUCGACUUCGGAGGCUCCGAGUCUGAGAUCCAACUUGACCUUCACUGUUGUCCCAAGACCAUCGUCUUCAUCAUCCACUCAUUCCUCUCUGCUAAGGUCAAGCGACUGGGUCUGAUGGCAUGAUGAUAGACACCAGGGGUACACACACACACACACACACACACACACACACACACACACACACACACACACACACACACACACACACACAUAUAUGCAUAACACACGUGUGAAAACACAUUCAGUCUUUCUCUCUCUCUCUCUCUCUCUGACACCACACACGCACGCGCGUACAGCUUUGAAGACGCAUAGGACGAGAGAGGUGUGAGGAUGUUUUCCGCCUGCGCCUCUUGAAUACAACUUACCAACGUGGAGUCAAGGAGGAGAAAAUGCAAAAAAGGUUUGGACCUUAUUCGGGUCAUUUAGUGGAGCAGGUUGUCCUAACAGUUAGCAGUUAGCAUGGACGGUCUGUGUGGGACAUUUAGACAAGUCAAUGUAGCGUCAUACAUGUUAACGGAUUGGGGGAAAACGUUGAAGCAGUGCAUGGCACUGUUACUAAUCUCAAAGCUCCAUCCACAUGCCCCGUUGGUUAGCCCUGCUUUGUUUAGUGAGUCAUAACGCGCAACUUUUAACAUCUUUGUAUCUUUUAUGUUCGGUCUUUUCUUUAUUUGCCACAGAGUCACAACAGUCGCUUUGGCUUGAUGAGGCGGAAGCAAUUGUCCUUUAUUUUUAUUUGUAUUGAGUGACAAGCGACAGUUUGUCAAAGUCUGUCGUUUUUACCACUUUUUCAUCUGUCAAUGUUGAACGUCUGUCAGUUUAUAACAGCGAAUGGAUGUUCAUGUUGUGCCAUGGUUUCUAAUUAUUAUUUUUGUAUUCAACUGUUUUGUCUUUCUGUGAAUCGAUUUUUAUUUUCUCUCUUUCUCUUAUUUCACUUUUCUCCUUAAUAUGUGGUCUUACUCAUUCUAUAACACCUGCAAGAAAAACAAGAUGAAAAGACAGACAAUACUGACAUGCAAAUUGACAUACAAGAUAGUUUAAUAGACAGGUAGCUAAAUAGAUGGCUCCUUUCUUAACAAACACAUACUAUUCUCCCCGGUGCAGUGUGUGGAAUUUAGCAGUAUCAAAUUAAACGGAUUUGGUAGAAAUUAAAUAAAAUAAUCAUAAAUACGUUUUAAUUAGUGUAUAAUCUCAUGAGAUUGUUAAAUACGUUUUAAUUAGUGUAUAAUCUCAAGAGAUUAAGAAUUGUUGUGUUUUUGUUACCUUGGAAAGAGCCCUUUAUAUCUACAUAGAGAGCUUUUUACUGAGAAAAUCAUGAUCGUUAAAUAUAUAUAAAUAAAUAUAAAAAUAUCAAGGAAGGUUACCACUUGGCUACUCUGUGCUGUCAUAGACGAUAACAUAAUUCUUGAAGUACCAACUAGCCCCUUUCAAGCCACUACAUGCCCCCAUAGCUGGGCAGGGGGGUUGGAUGCAAUCUGCAACCUCACCACUAGAUGCCACUAAAUCCAACACACCACACCUUUACCUUAAAGCUGGUGAAAUCAUGUCUACUUCGGCCACUGAGGUGACUGAAGUUCAGAUUUUAUGUGAGGCAACCGAUCAGAAGUUUCGUAAAAGAGAUACAUCUUUUCACCUCCUGACCGAACAGAAGCUCUCAUUUUGAACGUGAGAUGAGACAUACAAGAUACUCUGUACUGUAAGGGUAAAAGUAGAAGUAGUUAUUGAUGCUUUCAUCAAUUACCAGAUGACGAUAUUAUCAUGUGAGGUUUUGCCACGAGUCAGCUUUAAAAGCUAAUGAAUUUUUAUACAGUAUUGUCAAAAUCGGAUGAUGAGAAUUGUAACACCUUACAAUUUUUUGAUUAUUUUUUUACAUUUUAAAGUGUUAAUUUUCCCUUUAAGUGAUCAUUUUACGCUUUUAUUUUCAAUCGAUCAGCCACGACUUGAGGCCUUCUCUCUGUAUUACACUUAUCUCACUUAUAUUAAUAUAUACAUAUAAAUAUAUAUUUCAAAGAAAAGAAAGUGUUUGUUUUCAAGAAUAUAAUGUAUUGUAUAUUCUUAUUUAAACAAAGGUGUGCCUUGCAGGGUUGUUUGUAUAUAAAAAAAAGUGUAAUAAACUUUGAUUGUUAACUUG